CAAAAGGGGGUAUGUCACUCGAAUUUAAUUAUUGUUAAGGUUAUGUUGUGAUUGUUCACGCCGUUCACAUCCAUCCUCAUAGACAAUGUAUUUGCGCUGUUAGCUGUUAACCUUUGGUGAAUUUGAGAUUAAUUUAAAGGAUUUUAAAGGACUCACAACUCUACUGACUUCGCGCGUUUUAAAACUAAUUCCAUUUUGGAAAAGUCUAUAGGUUGGAAAAACUGCGCACAAACCAGAAAAUCUGGAUCUGCGCAUAUUUUUCUUUAAGAAAACGAGAAAAACGUCUGAAAGAGGAAUAAGAGUUUAAAACAUAUUUUUUGUGUGUUUUAAAUGCCAUUUUUCUGUCAUUGGAAAUUUUAUAAUCCAACAGGUUUCAAUUUUUCCCUACCGAUAGUAUAUUUGGAUAAUUCUAGUGUCAAAGAUAAGAAACGUGUAUGAAAAACAAGAUCAUGUAUUUUUAGGUUAUAAUUUGAUUGAAGAAAAAAUAGCAAAAGCCGCAUACAAACCGCAAGGUGAAAAAAUUAUCCAAAUAAUGAUGAUUUGUUAGAAAAUGGACUUAUUUCUAUCACUCUCAUAAUGCUGCGAGUAUUUACCAAAAAAUCUGUCCGCUACGGUAUUCCAUUUCUACUUUUCAUCCUCGGUGGAACUUAUGGACUCAGUGAAUUCCAAGCCCUAAAAUUCAGAUAUAAGCCUAUGGUAGAACAAGACAUUCGUGAAGAAGCAGCCAAACUAGGAAUUCAAAUGAAAAAGAGGGGAGAAGUAACAAUAGAAACAGAAUACGAAAAAAUGAAGGACAAAAAAUUCGACAACUGGGAAAAUAAACGGAUCCCUAGGCCGUGGGAGGAGGAACCAAGCAAUACGUGAGUCGGAGAUCAAUGAUGUCACUCAAUUGCCAACAUUUAUUUCUUCAUACACUUAUUUUAAAUAUAAAGUGUUUCUUGUAAAACUUUAACGACAUUUGGAAUAUGUUGAGGUCAGUAAAAUUAUCAAAAAAUGUUGAUUAUUUGUAAUGUAUUAUUAUACAUAUUGAAUAUAUGAUUAUGCAGUAAUAAAAAACCGAAAUAUCCUUACUAA
Molecule: messenger RNA, 1074 nt
Organism: Belonocnema kinseyi
Lineage: Eukaryota; Metazoa; Arthropoda; Insecta; Hymenoptera; Cynipidae
Gene: l(3)neo43
Product: cytochrome c oxidase assembly protein COX16 homolog, mitochondrial
Exons: 4
Coding region: 577-864 (95 amino acids)
Biological process (GO): mitochondrial respiratory chain complex IV assembly
Cellular component (GO): mitochondrial inner membrane
Source: RefSeq, a predicted model, not a curated record